Molecule: messenger RNA, 1711 nt
Organism: Ipomoea triloba (trilobed morning glory)
Lineage: Eukaryota; Viridiplantae; Streptophyta; Magnoliopsida; Solanales; Convolvulaceae
Product: glucan endo-1,3-beta-glucosidase 8
Exons: 2
Coding region: 192-1670 (492 amino acids)
Biological process (GO): carbohydrate metabolic process
Cellular component (GO): plasma membrane
Molecular function (GO): hydrolase activity, hydrolyzing O-glycosyl compounds
Source: RefSeq, a predicted model, not a curated record
UUUUCUCGCAUCCAUUAAAACCUCAGAGAGAUAGAGAGAGAGAGAGAAAGGGGGAGGAGACGACCUUGACCUGUCCACAGGAUAUUCCAGGAGAGAAAAUCCCAACACUCACUUUCACCUUUCUCGGGAUUUCUUGAUCCAUUCAAGAAAGAUUGAGGAAAUUAAAAGAUUCCGCUUUUCAGGAUUCCCAAAUGGGCAGAAGAAAUCUCCAGGGCGGGUGGUUCUUGAUUCUCUUCUCCUUGUCGACGCUGACGCGGGGUUUCAAGUGCUGGGGCGGCGUGGGAGUCAACUGGGGGACCAUGACUUCGCACCAGUUGCCGCCGGAGAGUGUGGUGAAGCUCCUCAAAGACAACGGCUUCGAUAGGGUGAAGCUUUUCGAGGCUGAUGAGAAGAUCUUGGGCGCCCUCAUGGGCUCUGAUAUUGAAGUCAUGCUCGCAAUCCCAAAUGUGAUGUUGCAGGAGAUGAGCCAAGACCCCAAUGCCGCCGCCGCCUGGGUUGAUGCCAAUGUCACCAAUUACUGCUACACUGGUGGUGUCAAAAUCAGGUAUGUUGCAGUUGGGAAUGAGCCAUUUCUGACAACAUAUAAUGGGAGUUUUCUGCCUUACACUUUUCCAGCUCUGAGAAACAUUCAAGAAGCCAUCAACCAUGCUGGGCUAGGAACAGAAGUUAAAGCCACAGUUCCAUUCAAUGCAGACAUUUACUACUCUCCAGACUCAAACCCUGUGCCAUCUGCAGGCGAUUUCAGGCCAGAAAUCCGCGAUCUCUCGAUCGAGAUUGUCCAGUAUCUGUACUCGAACGACGCCCCUUUCGUCGUCAACAUCUAUCCCUUCCUCAGCCUGUACAGCAACAGCUACUUCCCCUUCGACUACGCCUUCUUCGACGGCUCAAACAAGACCCUCAGGGAUGGGGAUGCUGUGUACACCAAUGUGUUUGAUGCGAAUUUCGACACGCUUGUGUGGGCCUUAAAGAAGUCUGGAUACCCUGACAUAAAGAUCAUGAUUGGGGAAGUUGGAUGGCCAACAGAUGGAGAUAAGAAUGCCAAUGUCCAAAAUGCAAGAAGAUUCAAUCAGGGACUUCUCCAACAUGCUUUAAGUGGAGAAGGGACUCCAGCUAGGAAGGGGAAAAUCAUAGAUUUCUACCUUUUUAGCCUAAUUGAUGAAAACACAAAGAGCAUAGCCCCAGGGUGCUUUGAGAGGCAUUGGGGGAUUUUCGAGUUCGAUGGGAAACCAAAAUAUGAGCUAGAUUUAUCAGGCAAAAAGCUCAACAAAGGCCUUGUUGCAGUAGAAGGGGUGGCUUAUAUGCACAAAAGAUGGUGCAUUUUGAACCCCCACCUUAAAGAGCUUGAUGAUUUGCCAAGAAACAUUGACUAUGCUUGCAGCCUCUCUGAUUGCACUGCUUUAGGCUAUGGCUCUUCUUGCAACCAUCUUAGCGUCGAAGGCAACGCCUCUUUCGCCUUCAACAUGUACUAUCAGUUCAAGAACCAGAACGCGUGGGAUUGCGAUUUCUCGGGGCUGGCUGUCGUGACAGAUGAGGAUCCAUCUGAUGGGAAGUGCCAAUUCCCUGUGAUGAUCACAGAUGCCCACUCUGUUGUGCUGCUGCAUAAGAAGGUUUUGUACAUUUUGCUGGCCGUUGUUGAGGGGUGUAUAGUGUUUUUGCUCCUGGUUUCUUAGGUGAACCAUACAGUUGAAUACAAUAUAAUCCAAAGCCAAAA